AUGUUCGAUAAGUUACCAUAUGAGAUUUUCAAACAAAUUGCCUGCAGAAUUCCUCAGGAGGAUAAAAUUUCGUUGACGUACGUGUGUAAAAGAUCGUAUGAAUCAAUUAUACCUUUCAUCUACCAAAACAUAUUUCUUAAUGAAACAUAUCAUGUCAGUGGUGACUAUGAUAACUCAUUUGGAACUUGUGAUUGGUCAGUCUUGAACUUUCCCUUCAUAGAUGAGGACGAUCCCAAUACUACAAAUGACAUAUCAAAUAGAACACUAGCUAAACUGAAAUUCAGUUAUUUCGAAAGGACAUUAGCAGAAUCUCCAAACAGAUUAUGUCCUUUGAUUAAUCGAAUACGUUGUACAUGGCACUUAAAUGAAGACGUGAUGUCAAAUGUACUUAAAUUAUUAUCCGAUUAUGGAUCCAAUUUGAAAUUUGUCGACCAAUUUGUUCGUUCAUCAGUUAACAAAGGCCUGGAACCUUUAUCAAAACAGUUGAAAACCCUAACUUUGACGCCGCCAACGGUAAUGCCCACUCAUAACAGCAUAAGAAGCUCUUAUUUGAAUGAGAUUGAUCGUUUUUUCCUGAAGUGUGACUUAUCUCGGUUAGAAAAACUAUCCAUUCAUAUUAAUGCAUUGAAGUACUUCAAAAAUAUCAGAGCUCCUAUGAAAAUUAAGGCAUUGGUUUUAAAUUUACGACCUGACACACUUGACCUUGCGGGAUACGAUGCUUCCGGUGAACUUUUUAAAGAGCUAGAAUACAGUGACAUCUUUGAUACUUCCACAUUAAAACAGCUAGAGAUUCUGUCUUGGUACAGUCGCGAUGACUUUCCCUCAGAGGAUGAAGGCGGUUUUGAUAGAUUAUACGUUCAAUGGGGGCUAGAAGGAUUUUGGAAAUUUCCGAAGAUUGAGAACCUAUCGCUAGCAUCAUUAGUCUACAACGAAUUUUUUUUAAUGAAUUGUUUGGCUGUUUUCCACAAUUUAAAGAGAUUGAAACUUGAUUAUAUGGGUAAAUUUGAAUUCGAUGUAUCAUUGAUCACAUUCUUAUCUAAGCAAGUAUGUGGCAAAAAAUUGCAGCGUUUCGAUAUACACUGCGAACUAAGCCACCGAUUAUUUUUUCCAACGACAGAUAAUCCACUAAUGCGGUUGACUUUUGAUGGUUUCUGUCCUUGUUCAAGUUGCAAAAAGACAAUUCACGAGGUAAUUCUGAAAAAAAUCUUUCCUGAAACUCGGUUAAAACUCGUAAGGAACCCAAAUAAGUUCCAAACUCGCAAUUUUUUUUACCAAAUGUUUCUCGAGGACAAGAUUAUGCCUUAUACAAAUAUUGUUGACAAUGAAACACCUGCGAUGGGAUGGGAUUCCGUACCUAUUGAAACGUUUGUACGGAAGUUUAACAAAAAUCUGCAAGAUACCACCAACAAUGCUGAGAAUAUACCAAUUGAUAAAAUUACAAGAGAAGACGCCAUUCGUUUGUACCACUUAUAUCUUCAUUAUCUACAAGACGUCUUUAAGGUUUUUGAGCAAGGCUUGCCGAAUUUAGAAUUUCUAACGAUAAACGGUAUACCUACAAAGAUAAUACAAGUAGACGAGUUACAAAGAUGCGCCGUACCACUCUUUUAUAACAAUGGUUAUAAAAGUAAUUCUGUUUAUGAAUUGGUGGACGCUGAAGCUCUAUUUAGUUAA
Saccharomyces paradoxus is the source of this 1671-nucleotide messenger RNA. RefSeq lists its product as uncharacterized. Gene Ontology annotation, molecular function: protein binding. The record is from RefSeq and is a predicted model, not a curated record. The coding region runs from base 1 to 1671 and encodes 556 amino acids. The transcript has a single exon. Lineage: Eukaryota; Fungi; Ascomycota; Saccharomycetes; Saccharomycetales; Saccharomycetaceae.